AUGUCUCACAUUCCUUCGUACCAGGGUCGUUCGGGCUCAGAUCGUCAGUUACAGCUGCCAAACAGUCAGAGCGAGAUUGAGUUGCAGAGCUAUAGCGACAGCCUCACAGACAAUCAUGAUACCGAACAUGAUUGCCCUGCGAGUGACUACGACCGACUUGUAGAAACACCUGUAACGAAUUCUGAGACCACAAUAUGGGAACAGGGCUUCUGGGCACAGUUCCCCACUCUUGGUUUGUUUGCGCUCUUCGGUGUAUUGGCAAGCACCGUAGCUAUGAUAGUCAUCCUCGAACAUAGUGACGGAAAGAGACUGGAGGAAUGGCCAUACAACACCCUCAAACCAUCCGUAUACUUGUCCAUCUUGUCCGCAAUGGCCAACACAUUGCUAGCCUAUGCUCUAACAGAAGGACUAGUCACUUCUUUCUGGAGAACCGCUUUGCACGGACGUACUCUACGUGAGCUCAAUCAGAACUGGUUGUGCGGACAGUCUCUGUAUCGCGCUCUACUCCAGGGUUACCAUACUGGAGGAAGAAUCACAGCUGCAGCAUAUGUACUCUCAGCGCUUUCUUUCACUCGUGGUCCUUUGAAACAAGCAGCUUCGUCUGUGUCAGCUAACCAGACAUAUCUUGAGAACGGCAAUCUUUCAAUUGCAGUUGCACAGCGCUUGCCCAACAGGUAUACUGCGUUGGGCGGAGAGGGCCUUCACAUGUACCAGAAAGCCCCAGGGAUUACUACCAACUUCACCAAGAUUAUGCAGGACUACUCGUUGCAAAUCCCUAUUCACAUCGACCUCGAUAACCACCUUUGUGUUCAGAACGAUUGUAAAACAUCGAUAAAGGGCUUUGGUUUCAAUGUUGCCUGCAACAGCAAAGAUAUUCCUAACAGCACGAAUAGUUCUGGGUAUGAGGCUUUCAAGAUUUCCACAGAACUGAAGACUAUCAACGAAGAAGACCCUGAGUCUACUGGAAAUUAUAUAUCCUCAUACGUCUUCCACGAUGUGGGCAUAACCUUGACUGCUGUGCUCAAGGACCGGCCGCAAUCCGAUGAUGUUGGAAGCAUAGUGAAUUUUAAACACCACAGUUGCGAUCUGACUGGUGGAAUCGUUGAGUAUCAAGUGCGCAUCCUUAAUCAAAUAAUAACGUUGAGUGCUGAACGCUCCAAUGAUCGGUUCUUGGAAACCAUAUCACCACUGUGGGGGCUCGGUGCAAUGAGUCCGGGUAGUGUCAUGGGCGGCUUUCACUACGCUGCAGACUAUCUCUUCACAUCCGACGUCCAAUAUACAAGAAAACCGACAGAUACAUAUACCUUCACCGGCGCUCUGGCAAAUGAAAAUGUCAUCGAAGAAGAAGCGGGAUUCAAACAUUUCCAAAACCCGAUGGAUAGAAUGCUCGACAACAUGAGAGAAAUCGCCUUCCGUACAGCGGUAGAUGUAGGAAGAGACCCAGGCCUGCAAAACGAAACAGAUGCGUUACAAAAUGUCCCAUAUGAGGGAGAGGGUAGACAGUCUAUUUACAUUACGGAUACCCGUUUCAUGAUAGCGGCGGCCAUCCUAAGUCUGUCAAGCAUUGUUGCGGUAGCAACGACCUUCUACGGCUGGUGGAAGCUAGGACGGACCGUGUCGCUGAACCCAUUGGAAUUAGCCAAGGCUUUCGAUGCGCCUCUGCUUAGAGAAGUAGGUAGCAAUAUCACUGUACUAAAUCCAAAAGCACUGGGGCCUACGGGUUUGCAGCGCGUACAGUACGGGGAGCAACCAAGCAGUUACGGUGACGAUCUUAAAGCGAGUAGGAAGACUGCGCACAAGAGACUAGUCAUCGGGACGUUGGGGAUGUGA
Alternaria burnsii is the source of this 1830-nucleotide messenger RNA. RefSeq lists its product as uncharacterized. The transcript is spliced from 6 exons. Lineage: Eukaryota; Fungi; Ascomycota; Dothideomycetes; Pleosporales; Pleosporaceae. The record is from RefSeq and is a predicted model, not a curated record. The coding region runs from base 1 to 1830 and encodes 609 amino acids.